Molecule: messenger RNA, 1199 nt
Organism: Rhipicephalus sanguineus (brown dog tick)
Lineage: Eukaryota; Metazoa; Arthropoda; Arachnida; Ixodida; Ixodidae
Product: papilin-like
Exons: 6
Coding region: 176-1138 (320 amino acids)
Molecular function (GO): serine-type endopeptidase inhibitor activity
Source: RefSeq, a predicted model, not a curated record
UCGCGGCUUGCCAGUGCUUUGAGUACAUGAAAGUGGACAUGAAUGUAAAGCCAGUAAGUAUUUUAAUGCUAACGGGGAUCUGCACUGCUUGGCCACCUAUUGCUCAUGAUAGCAGAUGCAGCAUUUCCCAGCCCUGUAAGACCUGUGUCCAAGUGCGCAGCGUACAGAUAUCAAUAUGACAACAAGACUAAUUUGUGCGAACAAGUUUGCUGCAGCUCAUGCUCCAUUUUCUUCUUUCUUAGAAUGCAGCCAGACUUGCAGAAGCAUUGAAGUAUGCUUCGUGCAUCGCCCACGCGCGAGCUGUGGAUCUGGGUUGGUGACUGUGUACUAUUUUAACACCAGAAAUGACACAUGCCUCGCAGAGCAGGGCUGCACUUACAAAGGAAACAACUUUCCCUCCUUAGAAGAAUGCCAACGCACAUGUCGUGCAAAGCCGAAAGCCCCUUCACCAGCCGUACCUUGUCGUCCGGGUUGUACGCGGCCGACCACCUCGAAUACCGGAGGGACACCAUCAUUUACACCGCAGAUACCGCAGUCGCCACCAAGCAGACCAAUGGUUCCACCGCAGAUUCCACAACAAUGGGGCGGUGGAAUACCGUCAUCCAAUGAACACCAACGGACCCAGGGACAAACUCCGAGUACAGGAACAAUGCGACGACCUGUACAAGAGCCUCGGAAUCCGAAUUCAGUGACAUCAAGUUCGCACCAGCAGUCGCAGCAACAGCAGCAGCAGUGGAAUGUUCGGUUUCCAUCAGUGCCUCCUCAACUACAAAGCCCCGGAGCUCACGACAUCAGAUGCAACGUCUCCGUACCCAUACAACCAAGCAGCAACUGCACAGGUUACAGAUAUCAAUACGACCGCAGAACUCAUUCGUGUCAGCCACUUUGGUGCAGCUCGGCGCCAUUUUCAACGUUCAUGGAAUGCAGCGAGACCUGCAGAAGCAGUGAAGUAUGCUUCAUGCAUCGUCCACUCGCGAGUUGCGGAUCGAAGUCGGUGCGUGUUUACUACUUCAACACCCUAAAAGACGCAUGCUUCGAGGACCUUGGCUGCUCUUACAAAGGAAACAACUUCCCCACGUUAGAAGAAUGCCAACACACAUGUAGGCCAAGUAAGUAUACAUCUCGAAGACUUGCUUAAGAUAUAUAAAGAGUGCGGCGCUGUGUCGCCAAUUUAUGUUUGUUCUUACGUCCAAAAUCAA